This is a messenger RNA of Phragmites australis (common reed), 2062 nucleotides long. Its product is annotated as lysine-specific demethylase JMJ30-like. The coding region runs from base 135 to 1454 and encodes 439 amino acids. The transcript is spliced from 7 exons. The record is from RefSeq and is a predicted model, not a curated record. Gene Ontology annotation, molecular function: 2-oxoglutarate-dependent dioxygenase activity. Lineage: Eukaryota; Viridiplantae; Streptophyta; Magnoliopsida; Poales; Poaceae.
CACAGCCGUAAAUCCCCGCCUCCGCCUCGCCCCCGUCACCUCACUCGGGCACCCCGGAAAAUAUCUCGCCCUGCGCUUUUGCGCUUUUCCCAGGAGGCCAGAGCUCGCGUGCGGCCGACUGCUCCCUCUGAUCAAUGGCCACCGGCGGGGAGAAGCGGGCGGCGCUGUUGCGCCAGAUAAGGGAGGAGGGCGGCUUCGCGUUCGUGGCCUCCGCGGAGAAGGCGGCCGCGGGGGACCUCCGCGCGGCGGAGGCGGCGCGGGAGAUGGCAUGGGAGCAGCUGCACUCGGCGCCCUGGGGCGAGGUGGGGCCCGCGUGGCGGGACGCUUACGCGCUCGCCUGCCUCCACGUGGCCGGCAUCCGCACCGGCGACGACCGACGCGCCGCGCUCCGGGCGCUCGACAUGGGGCUCAUCAUGGGCGGGGGGCUCCUCCGCGCGGAGCUCGAGGACGCCGUCGCGCGUGUCGUCGCCGACCACCGCGGCAGCGACGAGGGGGAGACCGGCGGAUUCUGCGGGGAUGUGGAGAAGUGGAAGGAAGGGCUCGCUGGGGACCGAGACCUUGCCGAUGUACUCAAACUUCUGCCAGUGAAGUCCCUAUCUUGUAAGCAAAUUGAGAGGCGAUCAUGCAUUUCUUUGGAGGCAUUUAUACGUGAUUACUUUUUAUGCGAGUCCCCUGUUAUACUCAGUGGCUGCAUUGAUAAUUGGCCUGCAAGGACAAAGUGGAAGGACAUAAAAUACCUAGAGAGGAUAGCUGGAGAUCGGACUGUUCCAGUUGAGGUUGGGAAAAAUUAUGUGUGUACUGAGUGGAAACAGGAGCUUAUCACAUUUUCUCAGUUUCUUGAGAGGAUGUGGUCGAGUGAUUCAUCAAAAUUGACAUAUCUAGCUCAGCAUCCAUUGUUUGAUCAGAUAAAAGAGCUCCGUGAAGACAUAACAGUUCCUGAGUAUUGUUAUGCCGGUGGUGGGGAACUCCAGUCGCUUAAUGCUUGGUUAGGCCCUCAUGGGACAGUAACCCCAUUGCAUCAUGACCCACAUCACAACCUUGUUGCUCAGGUUUUGGGCAGGAAGUAUUUUAGACUCUAUUCUGCUUCCGUAUCUGGUGAUUUGUACCCUCAUACAGAAACCAUGUUAAGCAAUACUAGUCAGGUAGAUCUUGACAACAUUGAUGAAGAAGAGUUCCCGAGGGCAGGAGAUCUUGAAUUCAUGGACGGCAUAUUGGAGGAAGGAGAUAUGCUUUACAUUCCACCAAAAUGGUGGCAUUACAUAAACUAUGGAGCAGAUCAUUUGUUUUACUUGGCCGUGGAUUUAACUUUUGUAAUUACUGAUGCUAAAACAGUAACCGCUAACCAUAUUAUCCAUAUUAAGCCCUUGUCAAUCCUGUUGAUAAUGAAGUUCGUAUUCAGGGAGUUCGGUACGGUAGCACAAGUAAUUCUGGCUUGCAUACCCUGGAUUAACUAGUUAAGUUUGUGUUCUCCUCAGUGAAGAACAUAUUUUUAGAGAAAUCAGUGACAAUCAUUUGGAUUCGGAUACCAUCAUAUGAGUCUUGUGGUAUACCACGCUGUGGUCGUAGAAAGCCAGAAACACAUAAAAGCCCAUUUGGUCCAUUAAAACCCAUUUGGUUAAAAUGGUCCAUAAAAACCCAUUUGUGAGCUGCUUACCUGCCACAUGUUGAACUCUCAAAAACCUAUUUGGUCCAUUAAAACCCAUUUGGUCCAUUAAAAUGGUCCAUAAAAACCCAUUUGUGAGCUGCUUACCUGCCACAUGUUGAACUCUCUUGCAGCAGUACUGCAGAGAUGGAAAUUUUCUAUGAUAUUCUAAUUUUUUUAUUUUCCUAUGCUUUGUUAACGGUGAACUUGCGUUGAUGCGUUAAACCUGACGGCAAUGGCAAAAGCGAAAUGAACACUAAUGGAAGAGUGGGAAGAGAAACGAACUAGUUUUGGAUGGCAAAAGGGAUUAUAAAGCUCAAACAAAUGGCAAAAAUAUUAUUCUUCUCAUGAACAAAUUUGCUACGCAAGGAGGUUGUUGACAUUUUUGCUACAUCUGAGCAUGUGAAAAUCGGGGUUGAA